AUGCUCAUCAGAUUUUAUUUACACUACUUCGAUAAUCACGAACAUGCUUCUAUAAGAGUAUAUUUUCCUUAUCAAGUGAUAAAAACACCAAAGUAUGCAAUCAAGUUAGAAUUGACUGAUACAUAUGGAGAAGAAAAAUACAGAGCAUGUGAUUCAUUGUACUUUCGUGGCACAGAAGGUGCAAUAAUCGUCUACGACGUAACUUCUCGUAAUAGUUUCGAAAGUUUGGACUAUUGGAUCGACUUGACCACAAAAGAAAGAGGCAGUGAUGUCUCAAUUGUUCUUGUUGCAAAUAAGUGUGAUCUUAAUAAAGUGGUUACAGAUGAAGAAGGUAUAAGAUAUGCUGAACGAGUCGGAUAUCCCCUUGUUUUCUGUUCUUCGUAUACUGGAGAGGGUAUUAAUGAAGUCUUUUUUAAAGCAGCUUUUCCAAAAGGAGAGUUUAGUUAUCCUGAUAAAAGGGUAAAUAUAGUUUCUUUGUAUGACUCUGUCACUCCUAAAUAUUGUUAUUGCUAA
Entamoeba invadens IP1 is the source of this 513-nucleotide messenger RNA. RefSeq lists its product as hypothetical. The record is from RefSeq and is a predicted model, not a curated record. The coding region runs from base 1 to 513 and encodes 170 amino acids. Gene Ontology annotation, molecular function: GTPase activity; GTP binding. Lineage: Eukaryota; Evosea; Mastigamoebida; Endamoebidae. The transcript is spliced from 2 exons.